AUGGCAUGCAACAAUCGCUCCAACAGCAACCCCUCCGUUUUCAUCCUAGUGGGCAUUCCUGGCCUGGAAGCUGCUUACUUUUGGAUGGCCUUCCCCUUCUGCUCCAUGUAUUUAGUAGCCUUGCUGGGCAACUUGACCAUCCUCUUUGUGGUCAAGAAGGAGCCCAGCCUCCACUUGCCUAUGUACUACUUCCUGUGCAUGUUGGCCGCCCUCGACUUGGUGCUGUGCUCUUCCACGGUGCCCAAGAUCCUUGCCAUCUUCUGGUUCCGAUCCCACUCCAUUGGUUUCAAGGCCUGUGUCAUCCAGAUGUUCUUCAUCCAUGGUUUCUCAGCUGUGGAGUCAGGGGUGCUGCUCGCGAUGGCCUUUGACCGCUACGUGGCCAUCUGCGCCCCUCUGCGCUACACCGCCAUCCUCACCAGCUCCGUCAUUGCCAAGAUUGGGUGUGCAGCCUUCGUGAGGGGCAUCGGCUUGAUGACCCCUUUGACUUGCAUGGUAAGCCAUCUACCAUAUUAUGGGCCCAACGUCAUCGCCCAUUCCUACUGCGAGCACAUGGCCGUGGUCAAGUUGGCCUGUGGAGAUACCACACCCAACCACAUCUAUGGGAUCACGGCAGCCACCUUCGUGGUGGGCUCAGACUCCAUCUUCAUUGCUGUCUCCUAUGUCCUCAUUCUCAGGGCAGUCAUGGGACUCUCCUCUAAGGGGGCCCGGCAGAAAUCCUUCGGCACUUGUGGCUCCCACAUCUGCGUCAUCCUGAUCUUCUACACUCCUGCCCUUUUCUCCUUCUACACGCAACGCUGGGGUCACCACAUCCCUGCCCACAUCCACAUCUUGUUGGCUGACCUCUAUGUCCUGGUGCCCCCCAUGCUCAACCCAAUCAUCUAUGGCAUGAAAACAAAGCAGAUUCGGGAGCAAUUGAUGAGGAAUAUGAAGACGAGCAGCAAAGUCAGUCCUCCGGGAAUAUGCAGGUAACCUUGGAAGGGACAGCACAUGGAAGAAUCCCAACCAAGCCUAUGAAGAGGCGUGUAGUGGUGAUAGGGGAUUCCCUACUGAGGGGUACAGAAGCAGUGAUCUGUGGGCCUGACAAGAUGUCUCGAGAGGUGUGCUGUCUACCUGGGGCCAAGAUCAAAGAUGUAACAGAACGGCUGCAAGGAAUCAUAAAACCCACCGACAAAUACCCCUUCCUUUUGGUGCAUGUGGGAACCAAUGACACUGCAAGCCAUAGCUUACAGAAGAUCAAAAAUGAUUAUGAGGCUCUGGGCAGGAAGUUGAAGCAAUUAGAUGCACAAAUUGUCAUCUCUUCUGUCCUCCCAGUUGAAUGACAUGGCCCAGGGAGAGAGGGAAAAAUAGGGGAAGUGAACAACUGGCUUCGCAAAUGGUGCAAACAGGAACGGUUUGGAUUCCUAGAUCACGGUCUGCAGUUUCUUGAAGAUGGACUUCUGGCAAGUGAUGGACUGCACCUCACAAAAGUUGGGAGGAAUGUUUUUGCCACAAAACUCAAAAACCUCAUCAGGAGGGCUUUAAACUGACUUAUGUGGGGGAGGGAGACAGUGGUCCUGAAGGUAGGAGUCUAUCAAAUGCUGAAGAUGAUCAUCCAAAUGUCAAGGACCAAAUGGAGCAAGCAGCAUGCAGACCUAGUGGUGGGACGAAAAUACCCUUAAAUAAGAGACAUGGGGGAAUGAUCAACGGUCUUCAAUGUCUGUAUACUAAUGCACAGAGCAUGGGAAAUAAACAAGAUGAACUUGAGCUCUUGGUACAGCAAACUAAAUAUGACAUAAUAGGCAUCACUGAAACCUGGUGGGAUGAGUCUCAUGACUGGAAUGUAGUAAUAGAGGGAUACAAUCUAUUUAAGAGAAAUAGACCAAACAGGAAAGGAGGAGGAGUAGCUUUAUAUGUUAGGGAUAUGUAUACCUGUGAAGAGAUCCAGGAUUUAAAACUUCAAAGCCAAAUUGAGAGUAUCUGGGUCAAAAUUAAGGGAGAGAAAAACAACAGUGAUCUCAUUGUGGGAGUUUACUAUAGAUCCCCAAGCCAAACUGAGGACACAGAUGAUGCCUUCCUGGAACAGAUGGCCAAGCAUUCCAAAGGAAGUGAGAUAGUAGUAAUGGGGGAUUUCAACUAUCCUGAUAUUUGUUGGAUGUCAAACUCAGCCAAGAGCAUAAGGUCGAACAGAUUCCUCACUGGCCUUGCAGACAACUUCAUUGUCCAGAAAGUGGGAGAAGCAACAAGAGGAACAGCCAUUUUAGAUCUGGUCCUAACCAAUAGUGAUGACUUGGUUAGUGGGGUAGAAGUGGCAGGAUCAUUAGGUGGGAGUGACCAUGCUCUUCUGGAGUUUAUUAUCCAGCGGAAAGGAGCAACCAAGCAUACUAAGGUCCAAAUUCUAGACUUUAAGAAAGCCAACUUCAGAAAACUUAGGGAAACGCUGGGUGAAAUCCCAUGGACAGUAAUACUAAAAGGGAAGGGAGUUCAUGAUGGUUGGGAGUUUGUUAAAAGGGAGAUAUUAAAAGCACAACUUCAGGCAAUACCAAUGAGACGGAAACAUGGAAGGUGCCUAAAGAAGCCAGGCUGGCUAUCUAAAGAACUUUUGACCGAGUUAAGAUUUAAAAGGGAUAUGUACAAAAAAUGGAAAAGGGGGGAAAUCUCCAGAGAGGAAUUCAAACAUAUAGCCAGCACGUGUAGAGACAAAGUCAGAAAAGCUAAAGCACAGAAUGAACUCAGGCUCGCUAGAGAGGUUAAAAGCAACAAAAAGGGCUUUUAUGGGUAUGUCCGUAGCAAAAGGAAAAACAAGGAAACAGUGGGGUCACUCAGAGGAGAAGAUGGUGAAAUGCAAACAGGGGACAGAGAAAGGGCAGAACUCCUCAAUGCCUUCUUUGCCUCAGUCUUCUCCAAGAAAGAAAACAACGCCCGACCUGAAGAAUAUGGAGCAGAUGAUUCAGCAGGGGAAACACAGCCCAGAAUAAGUAAGGAGGUAGUACAAGAAUACUUGGCUAGUUUAGAUGUAUUCAAGUCUCCAGGGCCAGAUGAACUACAUCCAAGAGUAUUAAAAGAACUGGCAGAGGUGAUUUCAGAACCACUGGCAAUAAUAUUUGAAAAUUCCUGGAGAACAGGCGAAGUUCCAGCAGACUGGAGGAGGGCAAAUGUUGUCCCUAUUUUCAAAAAGGGGAAAAGAGAGGACCCAAACAAUUACCGCCCAGUCAGCCUGACAUCAAUACCAGGAAAGAUUCUAGAGCAGAUCAUUAAGCAAACAGUCUGUGAGCACCUAGAAAGAAACUCUGUGAUCAUUAAAAGUCAGCAUGGGUUCCUGAAAAAUAAGUCAUGUCAGACUAAUCUGAUCUCAUUUUUUGACAGAAUUACAA
This is a messenger RNA of Zootoca vivipara (common lizard), 3350 nucleotides long. Its product is annotated as olfactory receptor 52P1-like. Lineage: Eukaryota; Metazoa; Chordata; Lepidosauria; Squamata; Lacertidae. The record is from RefSeq and is a predicted model, not a curated record. Gene Ontology annotation, cellular component: plasma membrane. Gene Ontology annotation, biological process: G protein-coupled receptor signaling pathway. Gene Ontology annotation, molecular function: G protein-coupled receptor activity; olfactory receptor activity.